UGCGCGUGCGGGAUGGGAGGGGCGCGGCACCGUGUCUAGAGCGGCCGCGGUCUAGGUCCGCACGCCCGCGGGUCCCUCCUGCAGCCCCGCGCUGGGCAGGGCCGGCCCGGCCGGGCCAUGGAGUCCUACGACAUUAUCGCCAACCAGCCGGUGGUCAUCGACAACGGUUCGGGGGUGAUCAAGGCUGGCUUUGCAGGAGACCAGAUUCCCAAAUACUGUUUCCCAAACUAUGUCGGGCGCCCUAAGCACAUGCGAGUGAUGGCUGGAGCCCUGGAGGGGGACCUCUUCAUUGGACCAAAAGCAGAGGAGCACCGGGGGCUGCUGGCCAUCCGCUACCCCAUGGAGCACGGCGUGGUACGGGACUGGAACGACAUGGAGCGCAUCUGGCAGUACGUCUACUCCAAGGACCAGCUGCAGACUUUCUCCGAGGAGCAUCCUGUUCUCCUAACGGAGGCUCCACUCAACCCAAGUAAGAACCGGGAGAAGGCAGCAGAGGUGUUCUUUGAGACCUUCAACGUGCCAGCCCUGUUUAUCUCCAUGCAGGCCGUGCUCAGCCUGUAUGCAACAGGACGCACGACGGGAGUGGUCUUAGACUCGGGGGACGGGGUCACUCAUGCUGUCCCCAUCUACGAGGGCUUUGCCAUGCCGCACUCCAUCAUGCGCGUGGACAUUGCUGGCCGCGAUGUCUCCCGCUACCUCCGGCUACUGCUGCGCAAGGAAGGAGUUGACUUUCACACCUCAGCCGAGUUCGAGGUUGUCCGGACCAUCAAAGAGCGAGCCUGCUACCUCUCCAUCAACCCGCAGAAGGAUGAGGCUCUGGAGACGGAGAAGGUGCAGUACACCUUGCCAGACGGCAGCAUGCUCGACGUGGGGCCAGCGCGGUUCCGGGCCCCUGAGCUGCUGUUCCAGCCAGACCUGGUAGGUGAUGAGAGUGAAGGGCUCCACGAGGUGCUGGCCUUCGCCAUCCACAAGUCUGACAUGGACCUUCGCCGGACGCUGUUCGCCAACAUUGUGCUUUCGGGUGGCUCUACGCUUUUCAAAGGCUUCGGUGACCGAUUGCUAAGUGAAGUAAAGAAGCUUGCCCCAAAGGAUGUCAAAAUCAAGAUCUCGGCCCCUCAGGAGCGGCUGUACUCCACGUGGAUCGGUGGCUCCAUCCUGGCCUCGCUCGAUACUUUUAAGAAGAUGUGGGUAUCCAAAAAGGAGUAUGAAGAGGAUGGCUCCCGUGCUAUUCAUCGUAAAACCUUCUAGUGCCCGAAGAGGUGUAGCGUGUUGGGAGAGUGGGAGGAAAGGGGAGUCAGAGCCCUUACCCCUUUCCGGUCUGGGCUCACAUCCUAGGCUUAGGGUCCCCUGCAUGCCCUGAACCCUGGGCAGAUGGGGCAGCCAUGCUUCCCUGCAGCCCUCCCCUGCGCACGCGCACACACGCACACA
Zalophus californianus (California sea lion) is the source of this 1428-nucleotide messenger RNA. It is a transcript of the gene ACTR1B, whose product is annotated as actin related protein 1B. The record is from RefSeq and is a predicted model, not a curated record. The transcript is spliced from 11 exons. The coding region runs from base 118 to 1248 and encodes 376 amino acids. NCBI's taxonomy places the organism in Eukaryota, Metazoa, Chordata, Mammalia, Carnivora, Otariidae.